GUGACCUUGAAUUCGCAGCCUCCUUCUCCGUGUGAGCCAAUAUGCUUGGAGGAGGGAAGAAGACGAGCUUUUCGCCUCCAUUGUUUUCAUUUUCCCCCUGAAGAGUCUCACAAGGAAACCAAAACCCAUAACGUAGCUACUGAGCUCCACCGUCUAUCAGCAGAGAAAUGAUGCGUCCACAGCAAAUCAGCAAACUCUCAAGUUCAGCAAGAUCCUUUUUCCUUAGCGGAUCGAGAUCAAGUGCAGCUGAUGGGAGUCCUUCUGCAUUCAACGACGAUGAGCCUUGUGUCUCCCGACGCCAGCAACUUAGGCACGAAGCCGCACAAGAUGAAAAACUACCGUCCAGUAUUAUUACCCGUAAGCCUCUUGUAGCGGGAAGCAUUUUACCAGGAGAGGCAGAGAGUAAACCGGUUGUUCUAAAGAAGGUUGAUGGUUCUGGUCGGCCAUCUCUAUUGCCACAGCAUGUUUGCUCUUCUUCUUCUCCUGCUCUCCCUAGUAAACCACAUUCGGUUACUUAUGCAUCAAUUAGAGAGGAGGAGGAAGUUUCUUCUUCAGCACCUAUUGGGGAUCAGAUUUUCAGAGCCGGUUAUGCAGCGGUUAGUAUUUUGUCUGAUUUAGCAAACUUUAAGCUUCCUUCGUCUGAUGGAGGGAGUAGUGAAGUGUUUGGAUUAGGGAAAAGCUGUAUGGUGGAUCCAUCUCGGCCUAUCACAAGCGUCAAGUCAGUUAUAAGGAGAGAGGACUUGACCAAAGCUUACCCUAGAUCACCAGCUGCAAAAGAGUCAUCAGCUGGUAAAAUUAGAAAUCAUAGUAGCAACUUCCGAGGGGCUAAGGAAGGAUUCAAACAAGUCUCGUUACAGAAAAGGUAUCAUCAUCACGCAUCUGGCAAGAGGACGACAAGCAUGUUGCAGAGACACAAUAAUAUUGAUUCAAACAGGUUUGUGCCAAACGAAAUGAUGAAAGCGGCUUCAGGUUCAAGGCAGUAUUGUAAUGUCAAAGAGGUGGAAAACGUUUCCAGCAUUUUGAAAACAUUCAGGUGGGGCCCUGCUGCUGAGACGGCUCUUGAGAAUCUCCGGUUAACGAUGGGUCCGUACCAAGCGAACCAGGUGCUCAAGAAGAUGAAUGACUAUGGAAACGCUCUUGGUUUCUUCUACUGGCUCAAAAGGCAGCCCAAGUUUAAGCACGACGAGCACACUUACACCACCAUGGUUGGUAACCUCGGCCGUGCUAAACAGUUUCGGGCCAUAAACAGGCUUCUCGACGAGAUGGUUAGAGAUGGUUGUAGGCCAAACACGGUUACUUACAACCGUCUUAUCCACAGCUACGGCCGUGCUAAUUAUCUCAACGAAGCGAUGAAUGUGUUUAAUCAGAUGCAAGAAGCUGGAUGCGAACCAGACCGUGUAACGUACUGUACACUCAUAGACAUUCACGCCAAGGCUGGGUUUCUCGACGUUGCGAUGGAUAUGCAUCAGAGGAUGGAAGCGGCUGGUAUCUCAACCGACACUUUCACUUACAGUGUCAUUAUAAACUGUCUUGGGAAAGCUGGGCAUUUACCCGCUGCGCACAAGCUCUUCUGCGAGAUGGUUGAUCAGGGAUGUACACCUAACUUGGUCACGUACAACAUCAUGAUGGACUUGCACGCCAAGGCGAGGAACUACCAGAGCGCGUUGAAGCUUUACCGCGACAUGCAGAACGCUGGGUUUAGGCCUGAUAAAGUGACGUACAGCAUCGUGAUGGAGGUGCUUGGACACUGUGGGUAUCUAGAGGAAGCAGAGGGUGUCUUCACCGAGAUGCAGCGUGAUAAUUGGGUUCCUGAUGAGCCGGUCUAUGGGCUUUUGGUGGAUCUGUGGGGGAAAGCUGGUAAUGUUGAGAAGGCUUGGUAUUGGUAUCAAGCAAUGUUUCAUGCUGGUUUGUUACCUAAUGUUCCUACUUGCAACUCUCUUCUUAGUACUUUCCUUAGGGUUGACAAGAUAGGGGAAGCGUAUGAGUUGUUGCAGAACAUGCUGGCGCUUGGUCUACGUCCUUCUUUGCAGACGUACACGUUGCUCUUGAGUUGCUGCACGGAUGCUCGGUCAAAGCUUGAUAUGGGUUACUGUGGCCAGCUAAUGGCGAGCACUGGUCAUCCGGCGCAUAUGUUUCUCCUCAAGAUGCCGUCUGCAGGUCCUGAUGGACAGAACGUGCGUAAUCAUGUGAACAACUUCUUGGAUCUGAUGCACAGCGAGGACAGAGAGAGCAAGAGAGGGCUUGUGGACGCGGUGGUUGACUUCUUACACAAGUCAGGGCAAAAAGAAGAGGCGGGAUCGGUUUGGGAAGUUGCAGCACAGAAGAAUGUUUUUCCUGAUGCGUUGAGGGAGAAAAGCAGCAGCUAUUGGCUUAUCAAUCUCCAUGUAAUGUCGGAGGGAACCGCAGUGACCGCGUUGUCCAGGACGCUUGCUUGGUUCCGGAAGCAGAUGCUAGUCUCCGGAUCUUGUCCUUCUCGGAUUGAUAUAGUGACUGGUUGGGGAAGACGUAGUAGAGUGACUGGUACGUCGAUGGUGAGACAAGCGGUUGAAGAGCUGCUCAACAUGUUUGGUUCACCGUUUUUCACGGAGAGUGGAAACUCAGGUUGUUUUGUUGGGUGUGGUGAGUCUCUCAACAGGUGGUUGGUGCAGUCUUAUGUUGAAAGGAUGCAUUUGCUGUGAGUGUUUGUUUAGCUUUAUUUAUUUUCUUUUCUUUUCUUUUAGCUGAUUGCAUCUUAUGAAUUGGUUUAGCGCGUGUCAUAAGUUAAGGUUAGGGAAACACUUUGACUUUCUCUCUAGCCAUUUGUUCUCUGCCUUUAAAUUGUAUCUUCCUCUUGCAAUAAUAUAUCUGAGACUAUAUUUGAAGUGCCA
This is a messenger RNA of Brassica oleracea var. oleracea, 2867 nucleotides long. RefSeq names its product pentatricopeptide repeat-containing protein At1g18900-like. Gene Ontology annotation, molecular function: protein binding. The record is from RefSeq and is a predicted model, not a curated record. The transcript has 2 exons. NCBI's taxonomy places the organism in Eukaryota, Viridiplantae, Streptophyta, Magnoliopsida, Brassicales, Brassicaceae. The coding region runs from base 168 to 2678 and encodes 836 amino acids.